Anastrepha ludens (Mexican fruit fly) is the source of this 8050-nucleotide messenger RNA. RefSeq lists its product as uncharacterized. Gene Ontology annotation, biological process: G protein-coupled receptor signaling pathway. Bases 1011 to 2699 code for a protein of 562 amino acids. The transcript is spliced from 5 exons. Gene Ontology annotation, molecular function: G protein-coupled receptor activity. Gene Ontology annotation, cellular component: membrane. The record is from RefSeq and is a predicted model, not a curated record. NCBI's taxonomy places the organism in Eukaryota, Metazoa, Arthropoda, Insecta, Diptera, Tephritidae.
UUGAGUAAUGUCCUUUUUUCAGAGAUACAAAAUAUUCUUUUAGCUUUGUUUUGCAAAAAUAUAAAACCUCCAGUGGAGCAAAGUGAAACUACCUGCGUCUGAUAAUACUUUAUAACAUACUUUUAUUUAGUUUACUGAAGUGAAUUUAUGAAAAAAAUUAAGAGAAAAAUCACCUAAUAUUAUGUAUAAUCAACGGCAAUCUAUACCAACAUUAAUAUUAGGUGAAGUGAAAAGUUCUGAAGGUUUUCCGCUGGAUGCCUUUAGUGAGCCGUAUCUCAGGAUGUAUAUAUUGCAUCGGGCGAUUUAAAGGACACACUACGCUUCAACCAACCAUCUUUUACAAUUUUGUGUUUGCGUUACAGCGUUCUAAAACAACAUCGUUUUGUAUCACUGUGACCAAGGUGAAAAUUUGAGCAGGCGGGCCAAAAAAUUUGUGCUAUUUCUGGACGCAACGCAGUUUCGAAUACAACAGCAAAGAAGUAGUACUAACGGUCUCGUUCUGAGAGUCCAAUCAUCGACAACGUUGACAAAAUCAAGGAAAUCGUCAACCAGCAUGUGAGCAAAAUAAAGCGAAAAAACGUUGAGAGCUUUUUUCUUCACCUAAUAUAUUCAAAGAUAUAGUGAAAAAGAAGCAUACACAUCUUUUGCAUAUUCUAUAUUUGAUAAUAGAAAGAAAAAAACACAUAUAUAUGCAUUAAGCAAAAGGCAAUGUCAGCAAUAAUUUACUAAAACGAAAAACAAAAAACAAAAAACUUAAAACUCAACUUGCAAUUUGUGCCUUUGUAUUUUUUACUGGAUAUCUGUAAUAAUUAACUACCAUUUCUUCUGGUGUUAAUUAACUUUUGUUCACAUAUUUGGUUAUCUAUGUAUAUCUACGUACUUAAUUCUAUUGAAACAAAAAAUGAGUGCCAGUGACAGUCAAUUGAAUCGGGGAACGCCGUAAUUCAGGACAAACUUGGACCAAGUGCUAAGAAGUAUCAAGUUCUCAUUGUGAACAGAUUUAAGCUACAAUGAGCAGCAAUAAUCUGCAGCAAUGGUGGGAAAACACAUAUCGUCAACAUCAGCUAAAUCAUGCUUUCAAUCCUUACAACUUACACGAUCUCCAGUCAAAAAGCGAGGCAUCGGAGUUAAAUCUGUUUCCACAGAUCGGUAACAACGAUUACAGCGCAUCCACAAAUUACACUUUAACAAAUAAUCCAUAUGACAUAAACACCGUCGAAGAUAAUUCCAUAUCUUCGCUAACGUUGCUUAUCAUGGCCAUAUCUUUUGGACUUGUAGUAUUUGGUGGCGUUUUAGGCAAUGCGACACUAUUGUUUACGCUUUGCUCAUCUUCUUCAGUGCGCUUGCGAAAUCCUCUAUUGCUAGCCGUUUGUCUUGCCGACUUACUGGUAACUGGCAUCUCAGCACCAAUUACGCUUUUAAAUGUAGCCUUAAACCGUAGGAGUAAUACUUUGCCGCUGGUAAUAUGCAAAAUCAUUCAUUAUGUGCAGGUUAUGCCGGUUGCCGCCAGUACCAUUUCAUUGCUAAUGCUCUCAUUGGAUCGUUAUGCUACAGUGAGGCACCCGCGUUUAGCACAAUUGCGCCAGAGUCGCUAUCUGCAUGUGUCGCUAGCUAUGUUUUCAUGGAUAGCUUCAGCCACCAUCAGUACACCUUUUUUGUUUACUUACGAAAUAACAGCAAACAACGCAAUCACCAGGAGAGAUGACAGCAUACAAUAUUCGACCUCAACAGAAGUUUUGCAAGGAGUUAUCGAAAAUACUGAUAUGGAACGAUAUUUACAUUCUACUACCACUCCAAUUUCACCAAACGUUAUGAUCAGUUGUACUUCGGAUUCCGGCGCCAGUACCGUUUUAAUAUCUUUCAUUAUUGCCCAUACCUUUGUUGUUUUUAUUAUACCAGGAUUUGGUGUGUUAUUAAACCAUUAUGGUGUCCGUCAGAAAUUGUGUGCCCUCUCUUUAACUGCACGAGCUGCUCACGGUGAAUUACCGCUUCCUAUGCCCAUACUUCGCCGACAAACUCAUAUGGUAAUUGUUACUGGACUUGCUAACGCUCAGCAAGCAGCAGACUGUGCCGCCACAGAUGAUACUUCUAAUGGGCCUGACAUACAAAUGCAAAACUUGAAUCCCAGUCCAUUCGUUAAAGACGGUCACGUUUAUGUCAAAUCGUCCAACCCCAUCUCGCCCAGAGCAAUGCGCGAAGUUCGAGCCCACGCCCAACGUCAGCGUAUUAGCCAUAAUCCAGGAAACCGAUGUCCAGCAGCGCCGGGCAUACCGCUUCCACGGACUUCUACAUUGCACUCAAGGCGGCGAUUGGCGAACAUGCUCAUCACAUCAGCGUUCAUAUUUAUAAUAUGCUGGACUCCACACGUCUUUUGUAUAUUCUACACCACCUUUGGCUAUAAGUCCUAUUGCUCCAAAACUUCCAACUACUUCCAUUUACUAAUGGGUUAUAUGUACUCUGCCUUUAGUCCCGUCAUAUACUGGAUUCUGAACCACAACACACUUAAACAAUCUCCCUGUGCGCCAAUUAUACGUCUACGUUCCAUGCAGAAUUUCCUACGAUCUCGCUUUCGCUCCAACACUGUGCCGCCGCCGCCAUCGUCAACUAAUGAAGCUGCACUUGGCGCCUUUAAUCCGAAAUUGAUUAAACUAACUCCGAAACAAUAUAGAGCUCAAGCCUCUUCCCAUUAUCUCUAUUAGCUAGUGUGAUAUUUAUUAAUUCAGUCUUUCACAUUAAAAUCAUUGUAUGUAUGCAUGUGAACAUAUUUUCGUGGAUUUUAAACUGUUGUAGAAAAAAUGUGCCAAAAUGAAACUAUUAGUUAUACAUUAUUAAUAACUAUACCAUAUAUAUACAUACAUACUAGAAUAACGCCAACAAUAUUGCAGAUUUAAAUGACGUAAUGGAUUACAGUGCUUCAAAGCACAAAUAUAUACCUCAAUAUAAUGCAGAAAGUCGCCUUUUCAAGCUGAACUACCGAACGACUAAGCUUUUUAUAAUAUUGUUUUAUUCUAUGUAUUUACAAACGACUAGUAUAACAAUUUGAAACUAAUAGAAAACUAUAAAUAUAUAUAAAUAACUGUGCAUUUAGUCAAGGGCAUCUUUUCAUUGUGUUCACAAUAUGGAUCUACUUUUACCAACAAACUUGUAUAUAUUUGUAUGUAUGGCUGACUUCUAAAACGUCAGUUGCAGUGAAUAAGUCAAUAUAAAAUAUAGGCGCAUAAUCAUAGUCCUGAGUUAGAGCACACUAAAGUUAAAGUAAUACUAAAAGGAUAAAACCGACUUUAUUUACAAUUAUAUCAUAGCCAGUUUAGUGUCUUGUUCUACCAAGAGCCUCCCUUGCGCGAACCUCUGUUACUUUAAAAAAAAACUGUUACUUAAUACUCGUACUAUUAAACAAGAGUUUUGGGGUUUAUACCAUCUCAUUGUUUACUUGAAAUUAUUUACUUGUUGCACUGGCUGGGUGGCUAGCAAAUGAGAUGAAUUGCCGAAGGUAGAGCAGUUAAAGGCACAAAUUGCAUGUGGGGGCGGAUGAAAAAACAUGCUGAAAAGCAAUCCGCGAAGUUGCAUGCUUUCAAGAUGAAACUUCUUUUUGUGCAAAUUCAAAAAGAGAGAUUACCCCAAAAGUGAUAUACAAUAUGUAAUUAUAUACAUAUGUAUGUAUGUACAUACAUACAUAUAUGUAUAUUUUUUAAUAGAACGGGUCACGUAGUUCCUUAUAAUCGCGAAUCAUUUAUAAUAUCAUAUCAUUUAUGUAAAAUAAUAUACAUACAUCUCAAUUUCUUCAUAAUACAUACUUGUAUUCACUCUUUUUCACUCACAACUUUAAAGCUCCGAACACGCACAAUAUGAAAAUUUCCUUUUGUUUCAGAUUUAGUAGCAGCUUUAAGGACAGAUUUUCGUCACUCUAGCUUUAGAGCUAGUGCUAAGCAAAAAAGCCGACUCUAACGCGACUAUAACUAAGAUAAAGUACACUUUUAAAUAAAGUAUAGUAAGUAUGUUCUAACUUGUUUAGAGCCGGCUUUAACUGGACUAUGAUUAUGCGCCAUAGUGUUUCAUCUUGGCGCAGAAUGAAAUGUUGUCCAUGUAUAUGUACAUAGCAGGUCAAAACGUAUACGAGACGCAAUUAAAACUCGUUACCAUAGCAACCGGUGCAUCCGUAAUAAAAUGUGUCCUUUGCAUGCAUACGCGUUCGAAAUAAUAAAUAAUAAUAAAUACAAAAAUACGUAGGUACGUUUUAGAAGCCAACCUACUCGACUUUUGCUGAACUUUUGUAUCAUUACCAGUAUACUUUGUAGAAAGAACAUUUCGUAUAAAUGACAUUUAAUACUUCCUUUCUUAAAAAAAAACUACAAUAAGUUCCCUAAUACGGAUAAAUAAGUAAACUUUUAUCAGUCAAACUUCUAUAGCUCGCACAGCAUUAUACAAAGAAAAUAUUCGUCUUAUGGAUACUUCGAGUUAUAGAAUAUUAUUUGUUUUCUUUUAAGAAACUACCAUUAUGUAAGAUAAAUCUUAAAUAAUGAAAGUAACAAUGAAUUAAAGUAAUCAAGAAUUAGUAACUGAAAACCUACCUUCCUUUUGGAGUUUUCAGCAAAGAGAGAUUCCAUUUUAUUCGAAGCCUUGUAGUGACCGUUAGUAGAAUUACCAUUCGUUUGCAACUAUAAAUGCAAACUUCUGAAGCAAUCUUUUACAAUGUAAAUAGUGUAGUGCUUAAUAAUGUCGUAAUCUGUAGGAAGCCUGCUAUGCAAACUGAUUAACAAACGUUACACAGAGAAGGAACGUCAAAAGGAAACCAGCAUUCGCUUUACAAAUACAUACCUAGAUAUUUACUUACCCAAAUACCAGUACAUAAUUUGGGACUUCCUCCUGAAUAAUUCGACUUAGAGAAGCGUGUGGCAAAUUCUUUUUCUGUGUAUGGAAAAACUCGAGUUAUAGAAGUUCGAGUUAUGGAAGUUUGACUAUACAUGCAUAUGAAUAUAUGAAUAUAUAUUUAUGUACAAAAGAAUACAUACAAUUGGUAUACAGUAAUCCCCCCUAUAAUACGGUGGAUUGGUUCCGCGUUGUAGGAGUAUUCUCGUAUAACUCGCCGUUGUUGAUUUCUUACCAUUAUUUAGCUGAUCCAAAAUAUCAAAUUUCGGUCGUAGAGAAAUAAAUUUUCUUUUUAGCUAGGGGCUUAUUUCAUUCUCACUUGUUAUUGCUGAGAAAAAAAAUUAUUUAAAAUAAAUACUUAUAAAAAUAAGAUUUCUUUACUUUUAUUUAUUUAUUUAUUUAUUCAUUUGUUUAUUUGUCUUUGAAUGGAUACAUUCUUACUGACUAUGUUAAGCUAAUGUACAAUAGUUUAGUAAUUACUAAGAAAAAACGAGUUGAGAUGGUUGACUAAGAUGCCAUACGCCAUGUAAAAUCAGCACCAGAAGAAUUAGCAAACAAAUUUUAAUCGGAGCAUUCACCCCGUAAUUGGUUCUCGAGUAGCCAAUUUUCAAGGUUUCGUACUGUCGAAAUUUCUUAUAAAUAUUAAAUGGAAUUUUAACCAAAAGGGAAGGCAAAUCAAUAAUUCCGGUAAUGAUACGAAUAAUAAAUGAGCACGAUAGAAUAGAUCGUCAAUAAACAUCGAGAGCGGUACGACAAGUUUAAAGAUCGGAGCGCAAAAUGAAGAAAAUCUUUUUCAACUCCCUCAACCCGAUUAGAGAGUCAUAUUUGGUACGGCGUCCCAAUAACAACGGCAUACUCUAAUCUUGAUCUAACAAAAGCACAAUACAAUGGUUUGAGAGUGUGUGGGUUGGUAAAUGCAGAACAAUUUCGGCGUACGAAUGCUAGCAUCGAAUAUGACCGUGGUUAACGUGGCUUAUGAAAUUCAACUCAGAGUCAAAAAUAACGCCCAAGUCUUUAAUUUCUUCAACGGAUUGCAGGGGUGAGCCAGCAAUACUAUAAUAUGUAAAGUAUUGGUUACCUAUCAGUACAUAUACAUAUGUAUGUAUGUAUAAUCAAUACUCUUGCACUUCAAAAACUAUGGACACAAAUAAUUCACAGUGCAGGGACAUAAAAUCGAAUAGUAUGAAAUCGCAUUAUACAAGUACCGCAUUAUAGAGGGAUUACUGUAUUUUCAUAAUAUGUGUUACUAUUAAGCCGACAUUAACAAAGUCAUGCCAUCAAACAAAGCGGCCUGAAUUCAAAUUUCCACCCAUUAAUGGGUACAAUUGAAUAGAAUAUAUGCAUAUACAUAAAUAACUAUAUUAUAAAUAUGGAUUAUCACUUUGUAGAAAUAGCGAUUGUCAUAAUAGAAAAAUGUAUGUAUGUGUAACUGAUUUCGGACUCAAGUUAUUUAGAUAAACUCUAAGCUUGUAGCUGAUAUGCACAUGUACAUAUGUAUGUAUGUAUUUAAGGAAUUGAAAAAAGCUUGAAAAACUGCUAUGUAAGCAUGUAUGUAUGUAUGUAACUCUCCUUUGGAUUAAAUAUUAUAUUAUCUUUAUAAUCUUCACAUUAUAUACAUAUGUACAUGUGUAGAUGCAGUCGACGUUCAAUAAUACGAGAUAUAUAUGCACUUACAUAUAUAAUGUCAGGCCUCUUCAUAAAAUCGGAAAGUGCAUAUAAUUGGAUCUGCACUUUUCUUCUCAGUUACAUCAAUUAUCAUUUGCAUUGAAGCAUUGAAACGAGGACAUCGUCCGUCUCAUCGAAUUCGUAGUCAUAAAUAAUUCUCGUCAUAUUUUCUUCAACGACAAAAUAAUAAAAAAAAACUAAUAAAUUGGCCUGCUACGUGCAUAUCUCAAGACUUUCAGCUAAUGCUAACACUGGAAACAAGGCGAAUCUAUUCAAAGGGAUAGCUGUAUUUUGCUUUUGUUCUUAGCUUUCAGAUUGUGAAAGCAAGCAGAUUAUUUCUAAUUAUUUCUAGGGCGAAUGAACUGGUUUUAACAGAAAUAUUUUUUUUCAUUGUUGGUGAUUGGAUUAAAAAAUACGAAUAAAACCGUACACAAUUUUCAAAUCAAAAUGUAAAUAAACAUUAUACUUUGACAAUUCCGAAGCCAAGGCAAAUAAAAAACAUCAAAUCAGCCGUUCUACUAUUAUCAAAACGAAUUGAAUACUGAAGGUGGCGCCUUUCCAAAACUUUAUUAACUUAUUUUUCGCGAUUUUGACAAAUCUGACGUCAGGCUCCUUUCCAAUACAAAACAAACAAAAAGGCGAGAAAUUACAUGUUUGUGAAAGCUCAGUUAAUGGCUUGGUAAUAUUGUUAUUUAGAUUUAAAUUUGGCAAACUAAUGAAAACGAAGUGCAAUGUGUUAAAUUGUGAAGGCACAAAUUAAUAUAAAACCUUCAAAUGUAGUUUUUUUGCGUUUUGCACGUUUUGUGUGUGUGCGCGUAUAACUUUUUGUGUUUGGUUGUUUCCAUUGUUUUCGCCGGCUCUUCCUCUGCACAAACAAGUCAUUCCCCUUCCUUUUGUUUAUUCAAUAAGCCUGAUGACACGACGAAUUUGGAAGGCGCAACCUUAUAUUCCUUAUACUGAUAUCACCUUGAAUAAAUUCGCCUAGAAAUAUGAUUUACAAUUUGAAUAAAACCAAGAAGAGUUCUUACAAGGUGCUUUUAAUUUUUUCCAAUUUGAUAAUUUGAUUGUCAAAAUUUUAAUGGGAGUAUAAGCAAACAAAAAAAGUAGCGUACUUUGACAUUGAAACCAGCAAUCCGCAAGAAAAAAAGUCUGCUGCUAUGACGAAGUCACCUUAUAUGGAUUCGCCUUGAUAUGCAACAUGAUGUAAUUGCUAAAAGUGUGUAAUUGCAACAGCACGAUUUGGUGCGCUCUCACCUCAAUGUUGUAUUUUGGGAAUAGUGGUAGUAGGGAAUCUACAUUUUCGUAGCCUUAUGGAACGUAUACUACAACGGAAAAUUAAGAACUUUUUAUGCAAUGUACUGAAUAAAAUAACCAUUUUAAGUUUUAACUCACUCGUUUAAACUAAUGACUUAACGACGAGUUAACUCUUAUACGAUCUUCAAAAAAAUCUCACUUCAUAUUGUUACGUUUUCUUCUGAGUUCGAUCACUGGAUUGCUAAAUAAAACUCAUAAAUUAAUG